Messenger RNA from Eurypyga helias (sunbittern), 285 nucleotides. It is a transcript of the gene TMEM254, whose product is annotated as transmembrane protein 254. The annotation marks the transcript as partial. NCBI's taxonomy places the organism in Eukaryota, Metazoa, Chordata, Aves, Eurypygiformes, Eurypygidae. The record is from RefSeq and is a predicted model, not a curated record. The transcript has 3 exons.
UGGGUGACGCUUUGGCCUUCAACUAUACCUUAUAGUUACUUAGGAAUAUUUGGUACCUUCCUUAAAUAUUUAGUGGAGAACCACCACAAAUGGGUGUGCUAUGGGUUCUGGGUAUCCUGGUUGAUUCACGUAGUAGAGGCCUUCUACACUGUUAAGUUAUGCCAAUCGAAAGGAAUCACGGACCCGGCAGUUCAGUUUCAAUGGUUCAUUCAGACACUGUUAUUUGGGUAUGCUUCCUUUGGUCUUCUGGUGUGUUACAAACCUUCAGCCAAGAAGCACUACUAG